AUGCUGGCUGUAGACUGUCCACGUCUCGCACGCAUAGAACAGGCAUGUACACACGCAUUUUUCUCUCUCUCUCUCUUUCUCUUUCUCAAUUCCUCUCUCUCUAUCUCUCUCUCUCUCCAUGUCUUUCACCCUCUCUCCCUUUCUCUCUUCCAUUCCCUCUCAAUCCCUCUCCAUCUCUCUCCCCUUCUCCUUUCCCUCUUCCUCUCUCUUCCCCAAUCUUACCAUUUCUCACUCUCUCUCCCCUUCACUCUCCCUCUCUCUCUCCAUCUCUCCUCUUACCUCUCUUUUAUUUCCCUCUCCCUCUCUGUCUAUCCCUCCCUCACUCUCACCCUCUCUUACUCUCUCUCCCUCUCUCUUACCCUUUCUCAUUCUUUCUCCCCUUCACCCUCCCAUCCCACUCUCACUCUCUAUCCUCUUCUCUCUCCCACUCUAUCUAUCCUUCCCUUACUCUCACACUUUCUUACUCCCUAG
Acanthosepion pharaonis is the source of this 471-nucleotide messenger RNA. The record is from the annotation of a GenBank genome assembly. NCBI's taxonomy places the organism in Eukaryota, Metazoa, Mollusca, Cephalopoda, Sepiida, Sepiidae.